This is a messenger RNA of Chroicocephalus ridibundus (black-headed gull), 1237 nucleotides long. RefSeq names its product mitochondrial ribosomal protein L10 (gene MRPL10). The record is from RefSeq and is a predicted model, not a curated record. Bases 63 to 836 code for a protein of 257 amino acids. Gene Ontology annotation, biological process: translation. Gene Ontology annotation, cellular component: mitochondrial large ribosomal subunit. Lineage: Eukaryota; Metazoa; Chordata; Aves; Charadriiformes; Laridae. Gene Ontology annotation, molecular function: structural constituent of ribosome. The transcript has 5 exons.
UCCGCUCCCGCGCGCCGCCGGUCGUCCACCUUCCCACAAGCCUUUGCGCCUCCGCGGCAAACAUGGCGGCGCUCAGCAGCGGCGGCGCGCCAUGGCGGCGGGGCUGGCUGCCCGCCCUGCAGUUCGUCCGCCGCGGCUCCAAGGCGGUCACCCGGCACUGGAAGGCCAUGCAUUUCCAGCGGCAGAAGCUGAUGGCCGUGACCGAGUACCUGGCCCCGCGGCCGGCCGUCCCGCCGCGCUGCCUGACCCCCAGGAAGGAGAGGGUCGAGGAGGAGGACAACGGCUAUGCCCGGCUGUUGCGGCGGCAGGUGGAGGAGGUGUUCCGGGACAAUCGGAUGAUUGCCGUCUGUCAGUACAACUCCAUGCCCGACGAGGACGUGGUGCUGAUGAGGCAUUACCUCCGAAAGCACAACAUUGAGGUCAAGUUCGUCCUGAACGAGAUCGUCAGACCCGUGCUGUCACAGUCCAAGUACAAGAAUCUCCUCCCUCUCUUUGUGGCGCGCAAUAUCCUGCUGGUGAGCCCGGAAUUGAAGGCAAAGGAAAUGCUGCGGGUGCUGAAGGGAGUGCCGCAGAUCAACCUCCUGGGCGCCUGCAUCGACAACACCAUCCUGAGCAAGCAGGGAGUGGAGAACUUGGCCAAGCUGCCCUCGCUGGAGGUCAGCCAGGGGCAGACAGUGGGUGCCCUGGCCGUCCUGCCCUCCCAGACGUCCUCCCUGCUCCAGCGCGGCUCUGCAUACCUCACGGCUCUCCUGGAUGAGCACAUCCGUCAGCUGCAGGCCAGGGAGACAGGGAGCCCGUCCGAGCCCGCCCCUGCCCAGAGCUCGGGAGCUCACUGACGCUGAGCCCUGGGAGUCAGCUCCUUCACCGGCUGCAGUCGGGGGGGGGUCAGGGACUGAAGAUUUGUCCCCAGGUGGGCAGCCAGCGGCGGGACUGGGUGUCCUGUGGCACCACUGUCCCGAUCAGGGAGCCCUGGCCCUUCUCUUUGCUCCCCGCUACCAGCACUGAUGGCACCUGGAACAUCCCGGCUGUGAUUCGGGUGCUGUGGGGCUGCGGUUGGAGGGUCUCGGGCAUCGGACGGAGGAGGCAAGAGUGCGGCGGGGACCCCCAGUGGUGCUGGCGGGGGGAACCCCUGGCACUCUGCGCACCCCUGCCCGCUGGAACCAGGGGAGCAUGCUGUAACGCUGACCGAGCCGUGUCCGCGGGGUUGCCAUCCUGUCCAUUAAAGCGUGGUGGUGGA